Molecule: messenger RNA, 1165 nt
Organism: Osmia lignaria (orchard mason bee)
Lineage: Eukaryota; Metazoa; Arthropoda; Insecta; Hymenoptera; Megachilidae
Gene: Vps29
Product: vacuolar protein sorting 29
Biological process (GO): retrograde transport, endosome to Golgi
Cellular component (GO): retromer complex
Source: RefSeq, a predicted model, not a curated record
GAUGUAGAGAUGUAGGGGAUGUAUGGACCUUGGUCCAUGAAGAGUAGGAUUAGCAUAAAUAAUAACUGGGAAGGGUGUGCCCGCGAGGCCCAUAAAGAGAAAUAAAAUAAUAAAUAAUUAGGAAGAGUGGGUUUGACCCAUAAAGGAGGAUAAAAUAAUUAAUAACUGAAAAGGGUGAACUUUAGUCCAUAAGGAACGAUAAAAUAAUAAAUAACUGGAAAAAGUGAGGCGGGGCUCAUAAAGAAGGAUAAAAUAAAUAAAAGGGGUGGUCGGCCGAGGUCCAGAAGAGAGAUAAAAUUAUAAAUUUUGCCCCGUUUAGCCGGUGCUAGGAACGGCCCUGUUCUUUCAUAUUGUCAGCAGUGUAUUUGACACUUUGUUAGCCUUUAUAUUUUACUGUUAACAAAUGCAAUAAACUGUAUAUUAACUGUUAAAAAUAUAUAUAAAAAAUAUUAUUAAAUAAAUCAUGCUUGUUUUAGUAUUAGGAGAUUUGCACAUUCCACACAGAUGCAGUAGCCUUCCAAGCAAAUUUAAGAAAUUAUUGGUGCCUGGCCGAAUACAGCAUAUUUUAUGUACAGGAAAUCUUUGUACUAAAGAAUCAUACGAUUACUUGAAAACAUUGGCCAGUGAUGUGCAUGUUGUUAGAGGGGAUUUCGAUGAGAAUCUAAAUUAUCCAGAACAAAAAGUUGUUACUGUUGGUCAGUUUAGAAUAGGAUUAUCACAUGGUCAUCAAGUUGUACCUUGGGGAGAUCCAGAAUCGUUAGCUUUAAUUCAAAGACAGCUGGAUGUUGAUAUUUUAAUAUCUGGUCAUACGCAUAAAUUUGAGGCGUAUGAGCAUGAAAACAAAUUUUAUAUUAAUCCUGGCUCAGCAACAGGAGCGUAUAAUCCCCUUGAUACAUCAGUCAUCCCAUCUUUUGUUCUUAUGGAUAUUCAGAGUUCAACAGUUGUAACUUAUGUGUACCAACUUGUUGGUGAUGAAGUAAAAGUUGAAAGGAUUGAGUACAAAAAGAGUUAAAAGAUAUACAAAGAUUUGAAAAUAUGUGUAUGUACUUUAAGUGAUAUAUAAUAUCCAUUUCAUGAAAUUCUGUAUCAAAAUUCAAUAAUAAUUCAUGUAUAAUUUCUGUCAGGUCUGAUAUGUAUCUGAAUCAGCAUUUAAGCUAAUCUUAUA